AGGCUGCAGAGAUGUUCCCCUCCUAAGGUUUCAGUCCAGCGGCCGCGUUUGACCUGAAAAGGCUUCCGUAGGGCUGUGAGUGGUUGGUUUGUGACGCAGCAGCGCUAAACGGGCAGAGAAAUUCAACUGUCAAGAUGGCGACAUCGGAGCCGAAAGCAGCUGAAACUGAAGAAGCCCAAACUGACACCCCUGUGGUUGCAAGUCCUGAGCAGUAUAUCAAACACCCCUUGCAAAACAGAUGGGCCCUGUGGUAUUUCAAAAACGACAAGAGCAAAAGCUGGACAGAGAACUUGCGUCUCAUCUCCAAGUUUGACACAGUGGAAGACUUCUGGGCAUUAUACAACCACAUACAGCAACCAAGCAAGCUUGGCUUUGGCUGUGACUAUUGCUUAUUUAAGGAUGGGAUCAAGCCGAUGUGGGAAGAUGACAGGAACAAGCUGGGGGGUCGAUGGCUGAUGACCCUAAGCAAACAGCAGAGACACAAUGACCUUGACCGCUACUGGAUGGAGACGCUGUUGUGUUUAGUUGGUGAGUCAUUUGAUGAGGCAAGUGAAGACGUGUGCGGAGCUGUGGUCAACGUCAGACCUAAAGGUGACAAAAUAGCCAUCUGGACCAGCAACUGCCAAAACAGGGAAGCCAUCAUGACGAUAGGGCAGCAUUAUAAAGAGCGUCUGAACCUCCCCAUCAAAGCCAUGAUUGGCUACCAGUCACAUGACGACACGUCCAGCAAGAGUGGAUCCACCACCAAGAACAUGUACUCUGUUUGAAUAAAUCCCGCAUUUCAACUUGCCGUAGAUUUAAACAAUUACCAACCCGCAUCAUCACAUUAAUACUUUUGAGUUGUCAACUACUUCAGUGUCCUUCCUUUUUAUUGAAAAGAGAAUUGUUCAUAGUGUAUACAGUUGGAGCUUCCCCCUGCCUGAGAAAUCAACUGAGCAUGGAGUGUCUUUAGGUACAAACGGGAAGAAGAAGGAAGGAAAGGAGAGCAGCGUUUAUUUAAGGCUGUUGUACGUGAGCUAGAGAACACAAAUAAGUUACUUUUAGAAUUUAUGAGUUCUGUGAUUAAUACCAGUGACUGGCCCUAGCUUAGCUGAGGAGGACCUUUUUCAUUUCUCAAGGCUUAAAGUUGCAAAAAACAAAACAAAAAAAACCUUUCUUAACUAUAAGACCUUGUGUUUUUUCUCAUGCAGAGUUGUCACUCCUUUUGAAAAGUGUUUCUCACCUCACAGGAUAAGAUCGUAGGUAACUUUAUUCAUUCACAGAGCAAAUUUUAAGGGCAAUUUUAACUUGAUUUAUCCAGAGGUGUUAAGCAUUAGUUGGGUUUGCAGAUGCACCAGCUUGAAGACUCUACAGUAUCUUAAAGGUUUGUAAAACAUUAGCUGUGGUCACACUCCAAAGUGUGGGAUUUGGAUAAACGGCCACUUAUUGUUUCAGCCAUGCUGGAAUUGUGGAAUAUUGCUUGUAGUACUAUUUUGAUUUUUUUUCUUCCCCUUACAUUUAUUUAUAAUGUAUGCAUUGCUGUUGAACUACUUAGUUGGAAGACAACCAUGAGACUCAUGUUCCUUCAUUUUUUUUUUAUUUUCUUUUUGUUAUUGAGGAGGUUAAAAAUGUGGACUACUGCUUAAUAGAGAACAUUUUUUUACAGUGUAUCAUACAGUAAAGAAGCUUGGACAGAAUUAGGUGUGCUUUUCACUGUUUUCUUCCUAACAAAACUGUAGAUAUGUCGCACUACUCUCUGGGUUGAUGCGAAGGAGAGAUGAUAUUCAUUGUGAAAUGAUUUUGCUCAUAAUGUAUCUUUAUUAUCUGUAAUUCCAGGAUGUAUAUUACCUUCUUUCAAGUAAAGGUUAAGUGCUUUGCAUUAAAACCAGAACCACGUGGUUUCCUUUCA
Myripristis murdjan (pinecone soldierfish) is the source of this 1888-nucleotide messenger RNA. RefSeq names its product eukaryotic translation initiation factor 4E family member 1c (gene eif4e1c). The record is from RefSeq and is a predicted model, not a curated record. The coding region runs from base 135 to 767 and encodes 210 amino acids. Gene Ontology annotation, molecular function: RNA 7-methylguanosine cap binding; translation initiation factor activity. Gene Ontology annotation, biological process: translational initiation. NCBI's taxonomy places the organism in Eukaryota, Metazoa, Chordata, Actinopteri, Holocentriformes, Holocentridae. Gene Ontology annotation, cellular component: eukaryotic translation initiation factor 4F complex; cytoplasm. The transcript is spliced from 7 exons.